This is a messenger RNA of Magallana angulata, 826 nucleotides long. RefSeq lists its product as uncharacterized. The record is from RefSeq and is a predicted model, not a curated record. The coding region runs from base 75 to 776 and encodes 233 amino acids. The transcript is spliced from 5 exons. Lineage: Eukaryota; Metazoa; Mollusca; Bivalvia; Ostreida; Ostreidae.
UGUUUAUUUGAAAUCUUUGCUAAUGAUCUGUGGUUAUCGCUUGCGUCGUAAUCGUACAAGAUCAGAUUUCAAAGAUGGAUUUCAUUUUGAAAAUUGCGGGAUAUGUUGAAGAUAUUAUUCUUUCUUCGUGGACCGAGACGUUUUUGCAAAUACUUUUGCGUGCAUUUUUCUUCGUUCUGGAUAUUCUACAGGACUUUUCCUUGACUGUUUUAACUGGUUCAAUGCAGAUUUCUGUGAAACUUACAGGUGUUGCGUUAUUAGAAGUGUCUUUUCAGCUAAUCAUAACGUAUGUCAACACAUGGGAAGAUAAACACCCAACUGACGAUCUUCCAAUUGAAAAGGAGGAUGUUUCUAAAAGUGUAGCGAGCCAAACUUGUGGCCCGUGGCAGAAGAAAAUUCGGAGUAAGGAGCGCGUUUAUUCUGAACUCCUGGGCUUCUUUGCCAACAAGACUUCAAUAUUAAAGAGAAGGCGUCAGAUAUUGCUUAGAAAAGGAAAACUCAAAGUCAACCAUUUGACAAAAGAGUAUGCCGGGAAAAAGAAGCUUCUGUCCGGCGUAUGCCACCGUCUUGUAAAUACCGGAGUCGAAAUCGAUCACCUCAGUCACCGUAUUCGGGAAAAGCGACACCUACUGGACAACCGCAGGCUACAGAAUAGGGAGGUAAUCAAGCGUUACGAGGAGCUCAAUCAACAGCUCAACUCCUACCUCAACAACGUUCUCCAUACUCAACAGCAGGUUCCCGUUGAAGAGGUUCGACCAGAUAUACCCGCUGUGUGAAAACGUAUGAAAACAAAAUGGUGCAGGCAUUUUGUGAUGGAUUUGAUGAC